CUUUUAAAACAAACCCUUCUCGAUCACUGUCCUCGUCUUCCUCCCUUCCUCCUCCAUCCUUCCUCCUCCAUGGCCGAUUCUUCUUCCUCUUCAUCUGCCUCCUACAUUCUCAUGGUGCAACACUUGAUCGAGAAGUGCCUGCUCUUCCACCUGAACAAGGACGAGUGCGUCGACGCCCUAUCCCACCACGCCCACGUCAACCCCGUCAUUACUUCCACAGUGUGGAGUGAGCUGGAGAAGGAGAACAAGGAGUUCUUCGAGGCGUACGGGAAGAACCGAGAGAAGAGCGUGAGCGAGAUGAGAAGGAGGCAGAUGAUCCGAACCAUGCUGACGUCGGCAAUGCCUCCCUGGGCAAAAGUUUAGCAGUAACAAUUGAAGCCAGUGUUGUGGUGGUUGCCAAAAGGGCCGCGAGCAGGCCGCGCGGUUCGGUUCGAAUCGAGUAUCGCGUAUUGAUUCGAAUGGACCUGAGUAGCAUGAGCUCUCCUA
Molecule: messenger RNA, 486 nt
Organism: Zingiber officinale
Lineage: Eukaryota; Viridiplantae; Streptophyta; Magnoliopsida; Zingiberales; Zingiberaceae
Exons: 4
Coding region: 70-363 (97 amino acids)
Source: RefSeq, a predicted model, not a curated record